CAGAGGGAGAAUCACGAAGAGGAGGAGGAGGAGGAGGAGUAGAGCUGCUGCUGCUGCUGGUGCUGGUGGUGGUGUGAGCAUGCCGAGGACUUCUCCCUGCGGGUAGAGAGCCGAUGUGUGUACUGACACGGAGCCUCGUCUACACGGGACCCUCACACACACUCGAUAAUGCUAUGAGGAGAAGGUCCAGAGAUGACUGAUGUGGAGCCUGUCGUCACUGACUUCGCCGCCACGGGUCGGACUGGCCGGCGGAAUGCUAUGCCAGAUAUCUUAGGAUCCAAUGCGGGCCCUGGAGCAUCAGAACUGCCAAAUAAACUGGCUGAGCUUUCUGUUGGAGAUGAUGGUGAGCAGCAAGGAGAGGGGUCAUCCUCAGGUGAUGCAGCUAAGAACGCGGGUGAGGACAAGGCAGAAGGAACAUAACUUCACUCAUACACAGCCCUGAACUCGACUCGAGAGAGGAGCCAAGACAACAUCUCGGUCUACCUCUCCUCAGACCCCCAUGACCAGUCCACUGUUACGGCCAUGCUCCGAGCUAUGCAAGGCCACUCUGACGCAGGCCGACGAAGGAGGAUGCCCAUCACACCAUCGGACCUCCUUUAAAAUCCCCAAUAUGUUCAGAGGGCCAGAAACAAAUAUUUCACCUGCUGGGUGAUGGUGAUGAUGUGUCAUUCAUGGGAUUAAAGUCUUAAAGGUGGGAUAAAGGUCUUACGGAAACACAUGGGACAUUUGAAACAAUGGAAAAAAGGGACCUGUUUAUUUAUUUACAGGAAUUGUCUCUGAAUGUUGGUAUGUAGUUGUGAGAAUGUCAGAUUUUUUGCACAACAGAAGUCAAAACAUUCCAUCUGGUGAUGUAAGUACAAUUUUUACCUUCAGUUCGUGGUUGGUCAUUUGUGGUCAGCACCACAGCAUCUACUUUGUGGGUUUUUUACUGUAAAAAUGUGCUUUGUUAACAUUUUUGUGAGAAGUGUUAGUGAGAAGUGUAAAUAUGGAACAGUACCUGACGUCUGCUGAUUCUUUGUUGUCUGCUGCUGUUGGCUGUUGUGUCUGGUAUUGUAUUGCUGAGACUGCAAACAUCAGUUAAGUUGUUAGGUCGGUGUAAUACAAUUUCCCUCAAUGCUGUCAAUAGCAAGACAAAAGAAAACACCUAAAGGUUCAUUUUGUUCGUCUUUCGCUUUUCUUUUUCACUCUGUGUUAUCGUAGGUCUAUACGCUAAACAACAAGCUGUGUGGAAUCAAAUGUCAUUUGUUUGUUAACUUCAUCCUGAAUUCUCAUUACUGUCCAUUGUAAGCUAUGUACAAAAUGUCAUGAUGCUGUACAAUAAAUCCUGUACCUAGUUUUUA
Messenger RNA from Astyanax mexicanus (Mexican tetra), 1340 nucleotides. RefSeq names its product protein kinase (cAMP-dependent, catalytic) inhibitor beta (gene pkib). Gene Ontology annotation, molecular function: cAMP-dependent protein kinase inhibitor activity. The transcript has 3 exons. Gene Ontology annotation, biological process: negative regulation of cAMP-dependent protein kinase activity. Bases 193 to 420 code for a protein of 75 amino acids. Gene Ontology annotation, cellular component: nucleus; cytoplasm. NCBI's taxonomy places the organism in Eukaryota, Metazoa, Chordata, Actinopteri, Characiformes, Acestrorhamphidae. The record is from RefSeq and is a predicted model, not a curated record.